Messenger RNA from Ailuropoda melanoleuca (giant panda), 1074 nucleotides. RefSeq names its product MyoD family inhibitor (gene MDFI). Gene Ontology annotation, molecular function: transcription factor binding. NCBI's taxonomy places the organism in Eukaryota, Metazoa, Chordata, Mammalia, Carnivora, Ursidae. The record is from RefSeq and is a predicted model, not a curated record. Gene Ontology annotation, cellular component: nucleus. The transcript has 5 exons. Bases 260 to 1000 code for a protein of 246 amino acids.
CUCUGCUCUCCGGAGCUCCCAGACAGCAGCCAGAUCGGAGCUGGAUCCCGGGCCGCCAGGCCAGGGCCCCGCAGCUGGCAGCCCGGCCCGGAGAGCAGGACACUGCCUCCCGGCCCGGGAGCCCUCCUUCCGGCCGCAGCCACCUGGGCUCAUCGCAGGGACGCGGUCGCGGGUGGCCAGAGCUUGGCGAGCGCCGUGGGGCCACGGCCGUCCCGGCCACGACGGCGCCGCAGGAGCCUUGGUGCUGCGUCCCGGGCCGAUGUCCCAGGUGAGUGGCCAGCGCCCCCCUCACUGCAACGCGCCCCAUGGAGCCCCCAGCGCAGCCCCGGGCCCAGCCCAGACCCCAUCCCUCCUGCCUGGGCUGGAGGUAGUAACCGGAUCCACUCACCCUGUGGAGGCAGCGCUAGAGGAGGGCUCCCUGGAGGAGGCGGCAGCCCCCAUGCCCCAAGGCAACGGCCCUGGGGCCCCUCAGUCCCUGGACAGCACUGACCUCGAUGUUCCCACAGAAGCUGUGACACGCCAGCCUCAGGGGAACCCCUUGAGCUGUACCCCACUAGUGGCGAAUGGCUCAGGCCACCCCUCAGAGCUGGGCAGCGCCAGGCGGGCGGGGAACGGUGCCCUGGGUGGCCCCAAGGCCCACCGGAAGUUGCAGACGCACCCAUCUCUCGCCAGCCAGGGCAGCAAGAAGAGCAAGGGCAGCACGAAAUCUACGGCCUCCCAGAUCCCCCUCCAGGCGCAGGAAGACUGCUGCGUCCACUGCAUCCUGUCCUGCCUGUUCUGCGAGUUCCUGACGCUGUGCAACAUCGUCCUGGACUGCGCCACGUGCGGCUCCUGCAGCUCCGACGACUCGUGCCUCUGCUGCUGCUGCUGCGGCUCGGGCGAGUGCGCCGACUGCGACCUGCCCUGCGACCUGGACUGCGGCAUCGUGGACGCCUGCUGCGAGUCCGCCGACUGCCUGGAGAUCUGCAUGGAGUGCUGCGGGCUCUGCUUCUCCUCCUGACCGCCGCCGCCCCCGCAGCGCCCCUCGCGCCCCUCGCGCCGCGGCCCGGGGGAGGGGGGACGCGCGGGGCCAGC